Messenger RNA from Striga hermonthica, 471 nucleotides. Lineage: Eukaryota; Viridiplantae; Streptophyta; Magnoliopsida; Lamiales; Orobanchaceae. The record is from the annotation of a GenBank genome assembly.
AUGUCGUGGCAAUCUUACAUCGACGACCACUUGAUGGCGGAGGUCGACAAUUGCCACCUCACCGCCGCGGCCAUCGUUGGCCACGACGGCAGCGUUUGGGCCCAGAGCUCAAACUUCCCCCAGUUCAAACCCAAUGAGGUACAAGCUAUCAUGAAUGACUUCGAUAACCCGGGUACAUUAGCCCCCACUGGAUUGUACAUUGGGGGCACCAAGUACAUGGUGAUUCAAGGUGAACCUGGUGCUGUCAUCCGUGGGAAGAAGGGAUCUGGUGGAGCUACUAUCAAGAAGACCAAUCUUGCUUUGAUCAUUGGCCUCUAUGAUGAGCCCAUGACUCCUGGUCAAUGCAACAUGGUGGUUGAGAAGAUUGGUGAUUAUCUUAUUGAACAAGCGGAGAUCUCCUUGAUAUUGUGUGGAAGUUAUGGUUUUCUUGGUGACCCUAAGAAGAGUGCUAUUUUCCAAAGUGUAUUGUGA